GUCCGCGAGCGUAAAUAAACAUAGCCGAGUUGAGCCAUCGCGAAAGCCUCACGCGUGGGAAAUUCACGUGAUUUGAAGGAUUAACUGGAUUUCCUGUCUGAGCUCGAUUUGAUCCCGGAUUGGAAUACAAUACUGCGUUGGAUAGGAUCGACAGUGUAAUUUACGCUAUAAUGCUUUUCAAACCAUGGUUAGACGUUCCUCCUCCUCGUCACGAACUCCACGAUGAUUCUUCAUCAGACGAGGACAUACAUCCAGGCGCGACGGACGAAGACGACGGCCUCUUUGAGCAGCAAGAGACAUCUCUGCAGGAUACAAUUCCUGUGAGUGUAAUCGAUGUCUUGGUGAAUGAUGAAAUCUCGCGGUUAGUGGUCGUUUCUCCCGCUUUGGAGCCGGUCAUGCUCGGACUCGGCCAGUCGCAACAAGUGGGUUCAGCUACGCUGAACUUUGCGACCGCGCUCAAGAAAGUCAAUCUUCUGGUUAUGGAGAUAAUGUACAAUCCGGCCCUGCGGUUUCACUGGAUCAAAAUACCCCAGGUGCCGCCAAAGGAGUGCUACACGCUCGCACAGUAUCUCCUUACCGAGCUUCAUCCAGAAAUUUUGGUCAUCAUGGCCCCUCUCUUUGUCGAUCUGGAGCAUCCCAUACAAGUUCUCGCGAGCUCGAAAUCGGGAGUUAGGUUUGAGGAGUCUCUGCACUUGAAACCACCGCAUCAUAUUACCGGAAUUAACGCAUCGCUGAUAUCUUACGCCGAGAUCUCUCAAUCAAAAGCCGUAGCUAUAUUAGUAGCGGGCGAGGGUGUUCCUGACCAUGAAUACGUGGAAGAGGAGUAUACAAUGGAGGCAGCCAACACGCUGUCAAAAGUACUUGAUGCGAAUGGUGCUCCUUACAAACUCGAUUUGGCUGUGAUCCGCCAUAGAGUCAGAUCCAAUGGGAUGUACGUUUAGUCUUAAUAAAAAGUAUUAGCA
Molecule: messenger RNA, 962 nt
Organism: Myxozyma melibiosi
Lineage: Eukaryota; Fungi; Ascomycota; Lipomycetes; Lipomycetales; Lipomycetaceae
Exons: 3
Coding region: 171-941 (256 amino acids)
Source: RefSeq, a predicted model, not a curated record